This is a messenger RNA of Colletotrichum spaethianum, 1932 nucleotides long. RefSeq names its product putative transcriptional regulatory protein. The record is from RefSeq and is a predicted model, not a curated record. NCBI's taxonomy places the organism in Eukaryota, Fungi, Ascomycota, Sordariomycetes, Glomerellales, Glomerellaceae. Gene Ontology annotation, biological process: regulation of DNA-templated transcription. The transcript is spliced from 2 exons. Bases 1 to 1932 code for a protein of 643 amino acids. Gene Ontology annotation, molecular function: zinc ion binding; DNA-binding transcription factor activity, RNA polymerase II-specific.
AUGACGAGCAUGUCACCCACAAGCGCCGUCAACGGCGGCUCCGCGGCCACCUCGAACCAGGGCAGCGUCUCGCCCCGGCAGACGGUGUCGCCCAAGAACGUCGCAUUUGAACUCUUGUUCACUGAGUCACCGCAAUACCGUGCGCGACUCCCCAUGCGGGUUCAGAUAUACCCUCACGACACGACCGACUCCAUUGUCACUACCGUCAAGAAUUUCUACGGUCUAUACUCGGGCCCGACCGGCUCCAAGGGCGUCAGCUUCGAGGACGAGAAUGGUAUCACCCUCAUCGCCCGAUACGAGAACUUCCGCAACAACAUGGUUGUCUACGUCAGAGUCAUUGAGGAGCCUCCUUCUGCCUCCGGCCCCUUUGUGGCGCCCGCAUAUCACAACCCUCCCCUGAGCGCUCAGCCCUACUACGAGGGCAACGGCUAUCCCCUGCAGCCGCCGCCGCGCUUCGGUCAGGAAAUCUCCAGGCCUUCGUCGAGUACAUCUCGCCGGCGCAGCCCGUCCCCCAACCUUGGCCGCGGCCGGAGAAGCGGGUCCGCCAACACAAACCCCAAGAAGGGCCGAUCCCGGUCUUCCAAGACUCGGGACACUACUGCCAAUGGACACACCGACAUCUACAGCGACAGCGUCAACGGCUACAGCAGUGGCGACGGAGCUCCCGGCUCCAGCUCCAGCAGGAUGAAGGAGCAGAUUGGUAAUACCGAAAUCAGCCUCGAAAACAUUGUAGAGGGUGGUCGCCGCAAGCGAGCGAAAUUUGAGAGUUCGAUGCCGGCUGCUACGUCGAACCCUUCCGUGUCUCCCGCCCGCCGCGCCGAGCCCCAGCGAGCCUCGCUGCCGUUUGUGCAUCCCGGCCAGAACCCCUUUACGAACCCCCUCCCUCUGCAGUCCCCUCAGAGCCACAACAAUGGAUAUACUCAUGGUGGAUACUAUGCGACGCCGUCCUCUGAGCGCCACGGGCGCAAUAGCAUCGGCUACGCUGGGCAGGGCGGCAACUUUGGCAGCAUGAGUGGCAUCCUGCCCACGCCGGACCCCACCGUCGGCAGCUGCAUGUCGGAAGAGGACAAGGAUGUGGCUAUCCAGCUUAUGCGUCUGGGUGAAAUGUCCAACAUUUCCCACGGUCGCACCUCGGCUUCCACUCUUGACGACACGUUCAGUGGCCGCGCCGACGCCGCAUCCUCUACCGGAGCCACUAGUGACGGCGAGAGUGAGAGCGAUGAGGAGGAGUCGGCUGCCCGGCGCCAAAAGCUGGAUGCCGCCGGUGUCAUGCGCAAGAUCUACCAGACCACGGAGAGCCACUUCAUUCCUCAGCCCAGCAUUGAGGCCAGUGCCGACGACGUUGAAGUCGAGAAGGGCAGCGACCAUGCCGACCACGCUGUCAGUGGCGAGCGCAAGCCAGAAGUGCUCAAGAACAAGACCAACCUCCCCGACGCCAAGCCCAAGACACAAUUGCCCGGCUCCAAGCCCAAGACUUCCAAAGUCAGCAAGGUUCCUCGUCCAACCAUCCCCAAGCCCAAGAAGGCCUCGGCCUCGGCUCCGGUCCCUCCUAGCAACGGCCCCAUGUCGCCGGCUUCUCUGCCUCCGUCGCGCAAGCCCUCGGUCUCCUCCGCUGCGGCUGCUCCGGGCGCCAACGGUGAGGAUGAUCAGCUCGACCUCUCCGCCAAGCCCCGAUGCCAGCGAUGCCGCAAGAGCAAGAAGGGCUGCGACAGGCAGCGGCCCUGUGGACGAUGCCGCGACGCUGGUCUCAGCGCUGAUCAGUGCAUCAGUGAAGACGAGGGUAACGGUCGCAAGGGCAGAUACGGUCGCCACAUGGGAGUCCCCAUCAAGAAGGAGGACAUUGUCAACCCCACGCAGCCCAUUCUUCUACCGGCUGCGCCGAUCGCCACAACGGCGGCAAUGGCCGACAAGAACAAGAAGCGCAAGCGGUAA